GAAGCCUUCAAAAAGACUUGUUCUCUGUACCGUUAAAAACAAAGUCACGUCUUACAUACAAAAAAGAAAAAAAAAAUCUUUUUUUUUUUUUCUUCUUUUGAAUGAAGAGGUUGUUUCGUUUUAAACCAUUAAUAAAUAAUAAUAAUAAACGAACCAUGACUACCCUCAACCCCGACGUCGAAAUGGCUUCUCCAGACAUUGAUAUUACACAAUAUAAUACUGUGACAGAAGGAACAGCCACCAUUCUUUUCCCUAAGAAAAACGAAGUCUUUUAUAAUCCUGUCCAACAGUUCAAUCGUGACAUGUCUAUUGCUGCUAUUCGUACUUGGAGCGAGAUAUUCAACAAGGAGAAGGCCGAGCGUAUGGAGAAGAAGCUCGCCAAAGCUAAAGACGAAAAGUCAAAGACAGCUAUUCAGAAUGCAUUGGAUAAACACAACACGUCAGAUAACUUUACGAUUCUCGAAGCCCUUUCAGCCAGUGGACUUCGUUCUGUUCGUUACGCCAAAGAAAUUCCUCAAUUAAAGCAAGUUGUCUGCAACGAUAUCGAAACAGAUGCCAUUGAAUCUAUCAGACGCAAUGUCAAAUACAAUGGAUUAUCCGAAGAGAAAGUCAAGCCCAAUUUGGGUGAUGCCAUGCGUGUCAUGUAUGAUACUGUGGGUACCGAUUUGAAAUACGAUGUUGUUGAUUUAGAUCCUUAUGGUAGUGCAGCUCCUUUUGUUGAUGGUGCUGUGCAAGCUGUAUCCGAAGGUGGAUUAUUAUGUGUUACCUGUACUGAUCUUGCUAUUCUUGCUGGUUCCAUGCAUCCUGAAACUUGUUUUGGUAAAUACGGUGGUAUGCCUCUCAAGGGUAUGUUCCCUCAUGAAAUGGCACUUCGUUUAGUAUUACAAAUGUUACAAACUUCGGCUGGUCGUUAUAAGCGUCAUAUUGUUCCUCUUGUUUCUUGUAGCAUUGAUUUCUAUUUACGUGUAUUUGUACGUGUUUAUACCUCUCCACAACAGGUCAAAAAAUCAGCUAGUAAGAUGGCUAUUGUGUAUGAAUGUUCUGGAUGUCAUGCUUUCUCUGUGCAACAUCUCGGAAAAAUGUCCAUCAAGGACAAUGGUGCUGAAAGACAUACACCCGGUACAGGUCCCUCUGUCAACACAUUAUGUGACAACUGUAACAACAUUCACCACAUUGGUGGCCCUGCAUGGGGUGAUAAUAUCCAUAACGACGAGUUUGUAGCCAAGAUGCUCCAACACGUCAAGGACAAUGAAGCAAACUAUGGCACAGCACAACGUAUGAAGGGUAUGCUGUCAGUGAUUAAGGAAGAAAUCCAUACACCCUUUUAUUGGACAUUGGCCCGUUUAUGCGGUACGAUUCACUGUAAUAGUAUUCCUGUAGUGGAUCUUUUCUCGGCCAUUUUGAACGCAGGCUACAAAGUAUCCAACUCACAUUGUGGUAAGCAAUCGGUCAAGACAGACGCACCCUCACAUGUGAUGUGGGAUAUCAUGCGUGCUUGGGUAAAGAAGAAUCCUGUUGUGAUGAACAAUAUUGCAGAGAAUUCUCCUGCACGAGCCAUUUUGGCUAAAGAACCCACGAUUGAGGUUGAUUUCACAAGGCAUCCCGAUGCCACUUCCCAAUCUAAGGCAGAACAUUUGGUACGUUAUCAAGUUAACCCUACUGCCAAUUGGGGUCCUAAAGCAAGAGCUGGUCAAAAGAGAAAGACCGAUGAACAAGUUUUUUAAAUCUCAGUUGUAUUAAUAAAAUAAAAAAAAAAAAAAGUCGUU
Molecule: messenger RNA, 1766 nt
Organism: Mucor mucedo
Lineage: Eukaryota; Fungi; Mucoromycota; Mucoromycetes; Mucorales; Mucoraceae
Product: N2,N2-dimethylguanosine tRNA methyltransferase
Exons: 3
Coding region: 102-1724 (540 amino acids)
Biological process (GO): tRNA N2-guanine methylation
Cellular component (GO): nucleus
Molecular function (GO): RNA binding
Source: RefSeq, a predicted model, not a curated record